GUCUGUCGAUUGUCGUUAAUGUCAUUUUGUGAUAAUCAUUAUCACUUUAUCACUUUAUUUCAGAUUUUUAUUUGUAUUGCUCUAGUUUUUGAAAAAAAAAUCAAAAUCAAUGAUUAUUCAUUCAAAUUUUUGAUAUCUGCAACCAUAUCGUAGAUUAGAACAAAAUGUCAACCAGUAGAAACAGAGAACCAGACAAGGACACAAAGUUCAAUGAUUUCUACACAGAGGUGAAGGAAAUUGAAAAACGAGACUCUGUGCUUACACCAAAACAGCAGAUAGAGAGACUCCUUAGACCAGGUUCAACUUAUUUCAACUUGAAUCCCUUUGAAGUUUUGCAAGUUGAACCAGAAACAUCAAUUGAGGAAAUAAAGAAGAAAUACAGGAGGCUCUCUAUUCUUGUCCAUCCUGAUAAAAACCAAGAUGAUGUAGAACGUGCACAACAAGCCUUUGAAGCAGUCAAUGGAGCUUGGAAAACACUGGAGAGUGAAGAAACUAGAAAAAAAUGUAUGGACAUCAUUGAAGAAGCAGUGGGAAGAACUGACAUAAUGCUUGCAGAGAAGCGAAAAAAAGCUAAAAAAGAGGGGAAAGAUGGCAUUCCAGAAGAUGAUCCUGCUAAAUAUAAACAUGCCAUUUAUGUCCUCACAAUGAAACUCUUUGCAGAUAUGGAACGAAAGAGACGUGAUCUAGCUGAACGGGAUCAGGAAGAAAGAAAAAGGAAAAGAGAAACUGAAAUUGAAGAUGAGGAGAAUGCUAAGGCACAAAAAGAGUGGCAAAAGAAUUUCGAGGAAUCUCGACAGAACAGAGUGAAUAGCUGGCAAACUUUUCAGUCAACAUCGAAAACUAAAGAUAAGAAGAAAAUCAAGACAUUCAAACCACCCAAGAAUAAACCUGAAUCUAGAGAGGUUAAUAAGUAGGACUCUGAGAAAUUUCAGUUAUUAUUAGUCAUAAUGUACGUAUUUUAAGUAUAAAUAAUUUGGGUUCCUGUCAAUUUGAGUUUGACUUUUAUAUGAUCAAAUUGUAAUUGAUUUUUUGGAGCAGAUAUAGCAUGGAGAUGAUGAGAUAUAUAUUUUAUUUUGAAUUU
Molecule: messenger RNA, 1081 nt
Organism: Phaedon cochleariae (mustard beetle)
Lineage: Eukaryota; Metazoa; Arthropoda; Insecta; Coleoptera; Chrysomelidae
Source: the annotation of a GenBank genome assembly